Molecule: messenger RNA, 972 nt
Organism: Diuraphis noxia (Russian wheat aphid)
Lineage: Eukaryota; Metazoa; Arthropoda; Insecta; Hemiptera; Aphididae
Product: SCAN domain-containing protein 3-like
Source: RefSeq, a predicted model, not a curated record
AUGGCUGUUGAAAGCAUGCUCUCUAAUAAAAUGAAACGUCAUUUGGAAACGGUACAUGAAACUUUGAAAAACAAACCACGUACAUAUUUUGAGUCAAAAUUAAAAGCAAUGCGUGAACAAAAGACAACCUUUGCCAAGCAUGCUAAGAUCCCUUCUAAGRCUCUGCUUGCAUCUUACAAAGUUGCUUAUCAGGUCGCUAAAUGUAAAAAACCACACACUAUCGCAGAACAGCUCAUUUUACCGGCAGCAAUGGAUAUGGUAUUAAUUAUGCUUGGGGAGGCUGCUGCCAAGCAAUUAAUGAACAUACCAUUAUCAGAUWCUACUAUUAGUCGCARAAUACUUGAUUUGGCUGAAGAUAUUAACGAUCAGUUGAUAGAUAAAUUAAAAGGCAAGGAUUUUUCUCUACAACUGGUCGAAGCCACUGAUAAUAAUAAUGAUGGCCACCUAAUCUGUUACGUGAGGUUUAUAGAUGGUGGCGUUUUUCACGAAGAUCUUCUUUUUUACCGAAUUAAAAGUCAAGCUAGAGCAGUAGAUUUGUUUCAAAUGCUCGAUUUUUUCAUAAUGGAAAAUAAUUUAAUGUGGGAAAUGUGCUGUGGUAUUUGUACUGAUGGAGCUCGUUCGAUGUCAGGAUAUUACAACGGACUUCAAGCCCUCAUUAAAAGAAAAGCCCCAUUUGCUCUUCUUGAUAAAAUUACGGCUUUCCAAAGAAAAUUAGUUUUAUGGAAGACUAAAAUAGAAGACAACGCUUUUAAUGAUUGCUUUCCUAUGCUCCAUACAUUUCUAAAAGAAAAUGAUAUGAACUUGAAUGACUUCGUCAAAAAUGAGUUCAUUGACCACUUAUCUAACCUCAAAAUUAAUUUCGAACACUAUUUUCCACAAAAUACUCAACAACAAAGUUGGAUCAAAGAUCCCUUCAGUGCUGUCUUCCAACAAAUUUGUCAUCUAUUGAACAAGAACAGUGGAUCGAUGUAA